UCCGCCCCGCCCCGCUGUCCCUUCCGCGCUCCGGCCCCGCUCGGCCCCGUGCGCGUUAUGGCUUCGGUGGCGAACCCCGGGCAGGGCGGCUCCGCGCCGCCCCUCGCUGUACAACGCGGUAUCGUUAAGAUGGUGCUCUCGGGCUGUGCCAUCAUCGUCCGGGGGCAGCCCCGUGGAGGACCCCCCCCCGAACGUCAGAUCAACCUCAGCAACAUCCGUGCAGGCAGCCUGGCACGCCGCGCCGCCGCCGGGCAGCCCGAUGCCAGGGACACCCCGGAUGAGCCCUGGGGUUUCCCAGCCCGUGAAUUCCUGCGGAAGAAGCUGAUUGGGAAGGAGGUGUGCUUCACUGUGGAGUACAAGACCCCCCAGGGCAGGGAAUAUGGCAUGGUGUACCUGGGCAGAGACACGAGUGGUGAGAACAUCGCCGAGUCGCUGGUGGCAGAGGGGCUGGCAUCGCGCCGGGAGGGGAUCCGUGCCAACAACUCCGAGCAGAGCCGGCUGGCAGAGCUGGAGGAGCAAGCCAAGAGUGCCAAGAAAGGGAUGUGGAGCGAAGGCACGGGCUCACACACCAUCCGUGACCUCAAAUACACCAUCGAGAACCCACGGCACUUUGUGGAUUCCAUGCACCAGAAGCCUGUCAACGCCAUCAUUGAGCACGUGAGGGAUGGCAGCGUGGUCAGAGCCCUCCUGCUGCCGGAUUACUACCUGGUCACGGUCAUGCUGUCGGGGAUCAAGUGCCCCACAUUCAAACGGGAGGCGGAUGCCACGGAGGUCCCUGAGCCGUUUGCAGCUGAAGCCAAAUUCUUCACGGAGUCGCGGCUGCUGCAGAGGGACGUGCAGAUCGUGCUGGAGAGCUGCCACAACCAGAACAUCCUGGGCACCAUCCUGCACCCGAACGGCAACAUCACCGAGCUGCUGCUCAGGAGGGCUUUGCCCGCUGCGUGGAUUGGUCCAUCGCCGUCUACACCCGCGGAGCUGAGAAGCUGCGUGCGGCCGAGAGGUUCGCCAAGGAACGAAAGCUGAGGAUCUGGAGGGACUACGUGGCCCCGACCGCCAACCUGGAUCAGAAGGACAAGCAGUUCGUAGCCAAGGUGAGCUGGGGAAUGGGGGUGGGAUGGGGGCU
Messenger RNA from Lagopus muta (rock ptarmigan), 1123 nucleotides. RefSeq names its product staphylococcal nuclease and tudor domain containing 1 (gene SND1). Bases 58 to 1023 code for a protein of 321 amino acids. Gene Ontology annotation, molecular function: nuclease activity; RNA binding. Lineage: Eukaryota; Metazoa; Chordata; Aves; Galliformes; Phasianidae. Gene Ontology annotation, cellular component: cytosol; nucleus. Gene Ontology annotation, biological process: mRNA catabolic process. The record is from RefSeq and is a predicted model, not a curated record. The transcript is spliced from 9 exons.